Molecule: messenger RNA, 4515 nt
Organism: Knipowitschia caucasica
Lineage: Eukaryota; Metazoa; Chordata; Actinopteri; Gobiiformes; Gobiidae
Source: the annotation of a GenBank genome assembly
AUGUUUUUUCAGUUUGGCCCGUCCAUUGAGCAGCAAGCCCAGGUCAUGCUAAACAUCAUGGAGGAGUAUGACUGGUACAUAUUCUCCAUUGUCACUACAUACUACCCAGGCUAUGAGGACUUUGUCAACAAGGUCCGAAGCACUAUUGAGAACAGCUUUGUCGGCUGGGAGCUGGAAGAAGUGCUCUUAUUGGACAUGUCUGUGGAUGAUGGAGACUCUAAAAUUCAAAAUCAGUUGAAAAAGCUGCAAAGUCCUGUGAUCCUGCUGUACUGCACCAAAGAGGAGGCCACCACCAUCUUUGAAGUGGCUCACUCUGUGGGUCUGACUGGUUAUGGCUACACCUGGAUCGUACCCUCACUCGUGGCCGGAGACGCAGACCAAGUGCCCUCAGUUUUCCCUAUAGGGCUUAUCUCUGUGUCGUAUGACGAAUGGGACUACAACAUUGAGGCCAGGGUGCGUGAUGCAGUGGCUGUCAUCGCUACGGCAACCUCCACCAUGAUGCUGGACCGCGGGCCACACACGCUGCUGAAGUCGAGCUGCAUCGGGACGCCGGACAAAAAGAAUGCAGCCAACACUGGCCACUCUAAAGAAAUACUGAAGUACGUCAUGAAUGUGACGUUUGAGGGACGGAACCUGUCCUUCAGUGACGAGGGGCACCAGGUGCAUCCCAAGCUGGUCAUCAUUCUUCUCGAAAAGGAUCGACAGUGGGAUCGGGUUGGCAAGUGGGAGAGAGGCUCUCUGACAAUGAGGUACCAUGUAUGGCCGCGUUUUGAGCUAUACUCUGGAGUUGAGGCACAAGAGGACCACCUGUCCAUUGUAACUUUGGAGGAGGCGCCAUUUGUCAUUGUGGAGGAUGUGGACCCUCUCAGUGGGACCUGCAUGAGGAACACUGUGCCAUGUCGCAAACAACUUAAGCUCAGCAAUUUAACUGGAGAUUCAGGAAUCUACAUCAAACGCUGCUGCAAGGGUUUCUGCAUCGACAUCCUCAAAAAGAUUGCCAAGCAUGUCAAGUUUACAUACGACCUUUACCUCGUCACCAACGGCAAGCAUGGGAAGAAAAUCAACGGGACGUGGAAUGGCAUGGUUGGAGAGGUGGUGCUGAAGAAUGCACAUAUGGCUGUCGGUUCACUCACCAUCAACGAGGAGAGAUCCGAGGUCAUCGAUUUCUCUGUUCCGUUCAUCGAGACGGGAAUCAGCGUCAUGGUUUCUCGGAGCAACGGGACGGUUUCUCCCUCUGCCUUCCUUGAGCCCUUCAGUGCGGACGUGUGGGUGAUGAUGUUUGUGAUGUUGCUCAUCGUGUCGGCCGUGGCAGUGUUUGUGUUCGAGUACUUCAGCCCUGUGGGUUACAACCGCUGUCUGGCAGACGGCCGAGAGCCUGGGGGCCCCUCCUUCACCAUCGGAAAGGCCGUUUGGCUGCUUUGGGGUCUGGUUUUUAACAACUCUGUGCCGGUGCAGAAUCCCAAAGGAACCACCAGUAAGAUCAUGGUGUCAGUGUGGGCCUUCUUCGCUGUCAUCUUUCUGGCCUCCUACACUGCCAACCUGGCUGCUUUUAUGAUCCAGGAAGAGUAUGUGGACCAGGUGUCGGGCCUGUCAGACAAAAAGUUCCAGAAGCCCAACGAGUUUUCCCCACCAUUCCGCUUUGGGACCGUGCCCAAUGGGAGCACGGAGCGCAACAUCCGCAACAACUACCGGGACAUGCACGCAUACAUGACGAGCUUCCACCAGAAGAACGUUGACGAGGCGCUGUACAGUUUGAAAUCUGGUAAACUGGAUGCAUUCAUCUAUGACGCAGCAGUGCUGAAUUACAUGGCAGGAAGAGACGAAGGCUGUAAGCUGGUCACCAUCGGCAGCGGAAAGGUCUUUGCGUCUACGGGCUACGGCAUCGCCAUCCAAAAGGAUUCUGGGUGGAAACGAGCUGUGGAUCUGGCCAUCCUAAUGCUGUUUGGGGACGGUGACAUGGAGGAGUUUGAGGCCUUGUGGCUCACGGGAAUCUGCCACAAUGAGAAGAACGAGGUGAUGAGCAGUCAGCUGGACGUGGACAACAUGGCAGGGGUCUUCUACAUGCUGGGGGCCGCCAUGGUCUUGUCUCUCUUAACCUUCAUCUCCGAACACUUAUUCUACUGGCAGCUGCGUUUCUGUUUUAUGGGCGUGUGCUCUGGACAGCCUGGAUUCACCUACUCCAUUAGCAGAGGAAUCUACAGCUGCAUCCACGGAGUUCAAAUUGAGGAAAACAAGUCAACCGUGGACUCCCCCUCCUCCACUAUAAAGAAGAACAUGAACAACACCCACUCCAACAUCUUACGCCUGAUCCGCACUGCCAAAGACAUGACUGCAGUGCCAGGUAUCAACGGCUCUCCUCACGCUGCCCUGGAGUACAGUCACAGUGGGCGUGAGUCAGCUAUAUAUGACAUCCAGGAGCACCGGCGUAGCCUGGUGGGUCACCCCAUGGACUGCAAGACUGCUCCACCCUACAUGGCAGAGGACAACAUGUUCAGUGAUUAUGUUGGUGAUGUGGAGAGGACUUUUGGGAACUUACCCGUGAAAGACAACAACCUGUACCAAGACCAUUACCGGCACCACCACCCGGCCUCUGCUCUGGGUAUGUCUGCCCCCGCGCCCAAUAGGCCGCGUAGCUUAGGCAGCGCUAGCUCAUUGGAAGGGGGGAUAUUUGAUUGUGACAGUUUAGGGGGAGGGGUUGCACCAAUUUUUACCACACAACCCCGCCCAUCCAUGACCCACAGGAACACAAAUAAAUUUGACUUGAUUGCUGGGCACCCCCAGGCGGACUCCACCCAGGGUGGGUUCAAACCUGGAAACGUGUACGGCAGGUUUUCCUUCAAAGGAGGAGCAUCCAGCACGGGGCUGAUCAGCAGUCACGAGAGGUACUGUGGUGGAGGCGGGGGAGGGACAGGAUCGGGGGGCGAUGACGUCUCAGACAUCUCGACGCACACGGUCACCUAUGGCAACCUGGAAGGAAACAACAAACGACGUAAGCAGUACAGGGACAGUUUGAAAAAGAGACCUGCGUCUGCGAAAUGCAGACGGGAGCAUGAUGAUGCAGAGCUGAGUGGCUUCAGGAGGAGACCCCACCACCACACCGUUCACCACCACUUCCCCCACGGGUCCCUGGCGCGCCGUGUGGUCUCACCACCCCUGGAGCGGAAGAGGGGUGUUGGAGGGGGUAAUUCUUCUCCUUUUGUUUUCCGCAAAGACAAAGAGAACCUCAGAGAGUUAUAUGGUGAGCAGUUCCGCUCCAAGGAGGGCAAGGCCUUGUGGGAGCAGGAGACAGGAAGUGGAGGAAGCGGUGUGGGCGGUGCUAGUGGUGGUGGUAUCUGUAAGAGUCUAGUGCCAGUAGAAGACUUCCUCAAAGGGAAAGUCAAGAAUACAGUGUCUGUAGGUCAGCAGGCUCACAGCUGUUGGGAAAAGGGUGCUUCAGGGAUUGGAGGAGGUGGUAUAGCAGGUGGAGACUGGGAGUGUCGUAACUCACAUGGUGUUUGUCAUCAUGGGGGUGGAGGUGCAUGCCCUGCUGGUGGGGGUACUAGUAGUCGCCCCAGCUCUGCAUCUUGCAAACGCUGUGAUUCCUGUAAGAUUCAGCCAAGCAACCUUUACAAUAUCAGUGAGGAUGCUAACAUGUUCCUGGCGGCGAAGAGUAGUGUAGGAGGAGCCCAGACCCAGACUCCAGGACAACGACGAAAACUUGGCCCUGGCGGGAGGGUCCUUAGAAGGCAGCAUUCAUAUGACACGUUUGUGGACCUGCAGAGGGAGGGAGCAGGGCGCAUGGGGGGCUCUGGUGGGGGAAUGGGUGAACAGGUUGUUCAGCCCCGUAGUGUGAGUUUGAAAGAUAAAGACCGCUUUACUGAGGGUCCAAGUCCUUACGCUCACAUGUUUGAGAGAUAUUCAGCUGACAGGGACUCCCCUAUGUUUGGACUAGGGGACCGGGCCAAAACAGGGUCAUCCUUCAGUCUGUUUCAUGGAGGUGAAGGAGGGCUACGUCAGCGCUCGGUGGGAGAGAGAGAUUUUAGAGACAGAGACAGGGCAAUGAUGGGAGGUGGGGGCUGUGGUGGUGGUGGCGGCAAAGGGGCCGGGACUUACUCCUUGUCUAAAUCUCUCUACCCAGAUAAGGUGAACCAGAACCCUUUCAUCCCAACGUUCGAUGACGACCAGUGUCUUUUACACGGUGCCAAACCGUACUACAUGAAAAAGCCACAGACGCCGCAACAACAGCAGCAGCUUCUCAACAACAUCCGUGGAGGAGGGGACUUCAGGGGCUCAAUGGGAGCUGCUUCCUAUUUGCCCGCAUCUGCCACUGCAGGGGUGAUGUCCAAUGUGGCCCCUAGGUACCCAAAAGAGCUCUGUCUGGGAGGGGUGGGAGGUCCCAUGGGCAACCACCACGGGGGCAACAAGCUUGUGCCUGGAGGCAGAGACACUUUAGGUUUGGGACCAGGACAGAGAUCCUUCAAUGGUGCCAACGGACACGUAUAUGAGAAGCUGUCCAGUAUUGAGUCCGAUGUGUGA